Messenger RNA from Parascedosporium putredinis, 3051 nucleotides. The record is from the annotation of a GenBank genome assembly. NCBI's taxonomy places the organism in Eukaryota, Fungi, Ascomycota, Sordariomycetes, Microascales, Microascaceae.
AUGUUUACACCAUACACUGUGCCUCUCGCCGCCACAACUUCCAGGCACUGGUCGAAAAGUGCAUUCAUCGUCCAGCUAAGAUACGGCUGCGAUAGCCCUUCCUGUACAACAUCAUCCUGCCUUUCAUGUAGGAAACGAAUCGCUGGGAAAGCGCCUAUCCGACGUUACAACCCGACAAGUGCGAGAACGCUAGCCGUCUAUCUUGCCAGCCAAGACAAUCCUGAAAAUGCCCUUUGCCCUUAUGUCCGAAUCGGAAAGGACACCCCGGUGUCUGGUCCUAGUUCGCUCGUUUUUACACCUGUCCACUUGCCCCAAAACGCCGUCGAUUCCAAGAGAACGGGACGAAGGCUUUCCAACACCUUAAACGAUGAUGCCAAUGGGGAGUGUCCUUCAGGAACACCGCAUCAUGAGCCUUCAACCAGUUGCCGGCGGGUUGCUACCUUUGAAGUCUCCGAACAACCUGUGCGGUAUGACCACCGAUCUUUUGCGGCCAACGUGUUUGGGACAGCGGCCUUCAAGAUGCUGGAGUGGUUGGCGCCACAAGGCUUUGAAGGUCUUACGAAAAAGGCUCAGGCUAUGUCUAUAUCGACUCCUACUACUGCCGAUAACGAACCGGGCGUGGAACAUGGUGAGCCGCCAACGCGUGCCCUCUCUCGACAGGGCGAGGAUUCUGGCACGGUCAUCUCGCAACCACGGAAUGAGAAGGCCGGUCCCAAGGAGGAUGGGACUGCUGGACAAUCCUUGCUUGGUGGCGGACAAGAUCCUACGGAUGAGCAGAUGACAUCACCAGAGGACUCUGCCGAAGAGGACGUCACCGAUUCCCAUUCGAGCGAAGAUGACUUUGGGGAUGGUCGAUUGUGCGCACGCCUAGCCGCCGCGAAGACCCCAAAGGACAGUAGAAAACCGGUGGUGGAAGUCGAUGACGAUGGUAAGGAAGGCGACACGGAAACAUCCAUGAUCGACGCGGCACUACUCCCUCAAACCCUUGGCCGCCUCAACCUUGAGAUUAUCGAAUUCUUGUUUAGUGUCCUACGUGAGGAUUCUACCUCUGAGUUACCUUUAGUUCCGGCACGAGGUAACUCGUGGCAACUCCAGGCUGGUAAAUACAGACGAAUGCCUGUUGCGCCUCAUCCUUACCCGAUGUCGAUGAAGAUCGAGUGGAAGCGAUUUGUUGAACAAAGCGUCUUCUACGUGAUGAGCGAUCCGCACUCAUUGGUCCGAUCCUUUACGCAAGACGGGAAGCUGGUCGACUCACGCAAUCUCUGGCGGUGCAUGGUGCGGCUAACUGAUUCAACGCCCAGUCUCGUCUUCCAUAGCCUCUGGAUUUCCAUUUCCGGCCUCUUCAUCCUCCCCAAGCACCUUCAGCCUGCUCAGCUCGCAGGGGAAGAGGGCCGUGAGGAAUUACAGGAGUCUAACGUCUUGAACCCGCUGCUCAAUCAAAUGGACUUUCUUAACUCGGAUACCGAAAUCGGCCAAGAUUCAUCACCCAUGCCACAGGCUUUACCGAUCCUGCUACUGGAUUGGGCUCGUGCCGUUAUCAUGCAAGAGUGGGACGGCCAUGCUGUAUUCAACCCGGAUAGCGCAUUUGGAGGCGCGGUGCUGUUCAUUGAAGCAAUGUGUAGGUAUGAACGGCGGCAAGAACUUCUUCUAGCCGAUGUUAACUUCCGCCUCGACUAUGUCGCAGACCGCCUUGAUUCGGCGACUGUACCGGUGGAUUGGCUCACUUUUGAGGCGUCCCGGAAAAGCCAGCAUCUGCUUGAUCGACCCUUUCUCUUUAACCCGUCGCAUCUCGUUAACUACUUCCGUGCGGUAAAUUUAGCGCGUAUGAGCCGCAGUUACGAGGAGCCGAGCUCGGUUUACGAAAGGGUCCGACGCCUCGUUACUGACGGGCUUGUCACCCAUGCUCACCGCAAGCUCAUGCAGGACAUGCUGCGAAGGACAACCUCGAAAUAUCUGAUACUCAAUGUCAGCCGCAACACGGAGCUUGUUCGUCCGCUCAAAGUUCAUCUUGGCGAAGACAGCGGCGAAGAGGGGUUUGAUCUUGGUGGCGUUCAGCAAGAAUUCUUCAAGUUGGCUUUCGCCCAGAUUUUUGACCCAAAUUAUGGCGCCUUCCAGGUCGACGACCGGACCAGGAUGGCCUGGUUUGUCCCAGGCUCCUUGUUAGAGACCUGGAAAUACGAACUCAUUGGUGUUCUUUUCUCCCUCGCCGUGUAUAACGGCAUAACUCUCCCAGUCACCCUUCCGAAGGCUUUCUACCGACGGCUUCUUGGCGAACCCGUGGAUGAGCUCCACCAUAUUGCGGAUGGCUGGCCCGAUCUCGCCAGCGGCUUGACAACUCUUCUAGAGUGGGACGAAAAAGAUGGCUCGGUCGAGGAUGUGUUCGCGCGCACGUACGAGUUCUCGAUCGAAGUGUUUGACGCGCCUGUUUCCCGAAAUAUGCAAGCGGCCCCCGGUGAAGCGUGGCCCCGUGUAGCGGUUCCUUCAGAUUCAUCGGCACCUACGGCGUUCGAUCAGAACCCCACAGAUGCCCCCAUGGUGACUUAUGAUAAUCGAAGCGCCUACGUCAGCGAUUAUAUCAAGUAUCUAACCGACAUCUCCGUUCGCCCCCAGUACGAGGCCUUUGAGCGGGGCUUCAAGGCCUGUCUCACCUCCAAAUCCCUCAAUAUCCUAAACUCCACGAUUCUCCAGUCCAUUGUGGAAGGUAUGCAGGAGAUUGACCUCUCCGAACUCAAGCGAUAUACCCGAUAUAACGGUUGGGACGCUUCACACUCUACUAUCAAAGACUUUUGGAGUAUCGUCAAACGCUACGAUGAACCAAUGAAACGGCGUCUCCUCGAAUUCGUCACAGCAUCGGACCGCGUUCCGGUUGGAGGAAUGCAGAAUAUACAGUUCGUCAUUCAGCGCAACGGCGAGGAAGGGCCCCUGGGCCGCCUCCCCACCGCAUAUACGUGCUACGGCACAUUACUUUUGCCAGAGUACCAAGAUAAGGAGGUCCUCAAGGAACGCAUGGGCAUGGCUUUGCAGAACGCGCAAGGCUUUGGUUUUGGCUAA